ACAGAGCAGGACAGAGACAGUAACAGUGUGUAACAGAACAGGAGCUUUAAUAUCUUUCUGAAGUGGAGUUGGUGUGGAGAUCGGUGAGAGUGAACUCAGGAUGAAGAUCCUCCUCAUCUUCACCCUCUGUCUGAUCUCAGAUGGAGGAGCCUCCAAGCAAGUAACAGGAUAUUCAGGAGGAGGAGUCCUUAUCAAGUGCAAGUAUGGUGCAAAAGUCAAAAGAAGUCCAAAAUAUGUCUGUAAGGGUCCAAAGAGAGACUGUUCUGAACAAAUAAAGACAGCAGUUAAAAACGAGUGGGUAAAUUCAGGAAGAUUCUCACUGUUUGAUGACACCAAAUCAUCAGUGUUCUGGGUGAUGAUCAGAGCGCUCACUGUACAGGACACUGGGACGUACCACUGUGGAGUUUAUAUAUCUAAUGGGAAUGACAUUCACACAUCGGUGGAACUGAAGGUAAAUGAAGAUCAGUCCUACAAGAAGUUCAUCCAUAAGACUGUCCAUGUAGGUGGAGAUUUGAAUGUCAGCUGUAAAUACCCAGAAUCCCUCAGGAGUAAUCCCAAGUUUUUCUGCAAGAGGCUUCAAAAUGGUGCGUGUUCUUACAAAGACUCUGUUAAUGAAAAUAAAAAAUAUGUAAAUAAGGGGAAAUUCUCCCUGUAUGAUGACAGAGCAAAACAAAUCUUCAGUGUGAGUAUUAGAGAUGUAACUGAGCAGGACUCUGGUGAAUACUGGUGUGGAGCUGAAGCAGCCUGGACAUCUGGUCGUGGAUACAAGGUUUAUUUCACACGGAUCAACCUGACAGUUACUGGAUUUCCAGCUUCCACUGUGAUCACUGUGUCUGUAAUUCUGCUGCUGUUUCUGAUUGGAAUCAUAAUCCUCACUGUGGCUUUACAAAAGAGAUGCAGGAUACAAGCAGGAACAGCUUCUGUUGGCAGGCAUUCUGACCAAACCUUAGGAAAUGACCAGGGGGUGUCUCUUGCUCUGUGUGACUAUGAGGAGAUGAAAUAUGCUGAACAUCUGAUUUACACAACAGUGAUUUUUUACAGCAGUGCCACCAGCUCUAAUGAUGCAGCUCCAAGCAUUAAGGAUGAGGUGUUGUGUGACUAUACUUCAGUCACUUACACUGCUGUAUGUGGAUAGAUUAUAGGAUCAUGAUUAAUGCUCCAAGCAUGUGAUACUGGAUCUCUACUAUUUUGUUCAGAUAUCAUUUCUUCUUCUUCUUCUUCCCUCUAAACCUAAAUGUGCCAAUAUAUUUGUUACAUGUAGAACCAGUAAACUGUCUUAAUAAGAACUAAGUGAAUAGAGUAAGGGUAAUUGUGUAUUUUGGACAAAAUGUUGGAUUUUCUAUAUUCUUUAGAAAGCUCCAAGUCCAUAGUUUCUCUCCGCUCUUAGCUAACUGUCAUGAUUGCAUUAUUGCACUGUAUGUCAGUCCUUAACUCUUAACUUUGAUUAGGUCUAGCUAAUAGCAGUGUUGUAUCAGUAUUAUGUUAAUCAUCAGAAAACAUAAUUUAUUAUCAUUUAUUUCUUGCCAGGACUUCAACUGUGAAUGUCAUUGUCGCACUGCUACACUGUAGAAUUAGCGUCUUUGAAGCCCAAGGCAACGUAAAGUAGGAGCUAAUUUGUAUAACUUUGAGCUCUUGUAACUGUCUAUUAACAAGAUGCAUAAUGUUUUGUUAUAAAAGAAUAAGUGUUGAUUUUUGUGAGAGAAAUGUGUUCCCUGCUUGACCAUGUUGUUGUUCAGUACUAUGUUGUUGUUAUCUAGACUCCAACCCGAUUAACACUAUCCUAGCAGUUCUGUGUCUGUCCAUUAAAUCUGUGUUUGUGCU
Messenger RNA from Hemibagrus wyckioides, 1821 nucleotides. RefSeq names its product polymeric immunoglobulin receptor-like. The transcript is spliced from 6 exons. Lineage: Eukaryota; Metazoa; Chordata; Actinopteri; Siluriformes; Bagridae. The record is from RefSeq and is a predicted model, not a curated record. The coding region runs from base 101 to 1135 and encodes 344 amino acids.